UAGGAGCAGCGUCUUGACAAACAGGCACCAUGAAGCCGGAGCAGCGUGGCUCCGUUGGUCUCCUGCUGCUACUUUCUGUGACAUGGAGCGCAAACGGAGGUAACAUUUUGGUGUGGUACACUGAAGGCAGCCACUGGAUUAACAUGAAGCCUGUGCUCGAGAUGUUGGUCGACAGGGGACACCAGGUGAAGGUGCUGGUCCCAAGCACGUCCAUGUUCAUGAACUCUAGUGAACCUUCUCGCUUUGGCUAUGAACCCUUUAACGUCUCUGUCUCAUUGGAGGCUAUUGAAGAGUUUUUUGAAGAAUAUCUUCGCUUCUCAAUGUAUGAAAUGGACCAUUUGAGCUAUGUUCAGCUUUACAUCAAAUACAUGGAUAUGAUGAGGGUCGACCUGCAAUAUUCUUUGAAGUUUUUGGACGGUGUGCUGAAAUCAGAAAUCCUCAUGAAGAAGUUAAAGGAGGGAAAAUAUGACCUUCUUCUGGCUGACCCCAUUUACCCCGGUAGUGACUUAUUAGCAGAGAUUUUGGGCAUCCCCCUGGUCUUCUCUUUGCGCUUUUCCCUAGCCCACAACUGGGAGAGAUAUUGUGGUCAGCUCCCUGCUCCUCCCUCCUUUGUCCCUGGAGCUAUGAGCAAACUGACGGACAAGAUGGACUUCUCGGAGAGAGUGUGGAACUUCCUGUUCUACGCUUUGCAAGAUGUUGUGAUGAGUAACGUUUUUUGGAAAGAACUUGAUAAAUACUACUCUGAAGUCAAAGGAACACCCACCAGUGCCUGUGACACGAUGGGUAGAGCAGAUAUCUGGUUGAUGCGAACCUACUGGGAUUUUGAUUUCCCUCGUCCUUUCCUACCUAACUUCAAAUUUGUUGGUGGAAUCCACUGCAGACCAGCUAAGCCUUUACCAGAGGAUAUGGAAGAGUUUGUGCAGAGCUCUGGAGAUGCUGGCAUUGUGGUCUUCACUUUGGGAUCCUUCAUCAAGAACAUUACUACAGAGAAGGGAGACAUGGUCGCCUCAGCUCUUGCUCAGAUCCCUCAAAAGGUGCUGUGGAGAUACAGUGGAGAAAAACCAGAAACUCUGGGUGCCAACACCAGAAUAUACAACUGGAUCCCUCAGAAUGACCUGCUGGGUCACUCCAAGACCAGAGCUUUCAUCACCCAUGGUGGCACAAAUGGGAUUUAUGAAGCCAUCUACCACGGUGUUCCCAUGGUGGGCCUCCCGCAGUUCGCUGACCAGCCAGACAACAUGGUCCAUAUGAAAGCUAAAGGAGCUGCCAUUAUCGCAGACUUGAACUUCAUGAAGACUGAGGAACUUAGAGAUGCAGUCAAUACUGUCAUCAAUGACAAAUCGUACAAGGAGAAUGCCAUGAGGCUGUCCAGUAUCCUUCACGACAAACCAUUGAGUCCUCGGGAUGAAGCUGUGUUCUGGAUCGAGUUCACCAUGAGAAACAAAGGAGCGGAGCACCUGAGGGUUCAAGCCCAUGAGCUCACCUGGUACCAGUAUCACAGCCUGGAUGUCGUGGCCUUUCUCCUCACCAUGGUGUUGUUCCUCAUACUCCUCUUCAUCAAGACGUGCAGUUUCUGCCUCCGGAGGUGCUGUGGCAGAAAGGGAAAGACAAAGAGGAAGGCUGAGUAAAUUAUUGAAUUGAAAUGUUGCUGGUAAACAACAGAUGGAUGAAAAAAAACACCUUGUUGUUUAGUGGCUGUAUACAGUUAUUUUGUAACAAAAUCCACAAGACUAUCUGGUAUUGAAGUUCUUUGUGUAAAUAAACCAAAGUUACACUGUA
Messenger RNA from Eleginops maclovinus (Patagonian blennie), 1779 nucleotides. Its product is annotated as UDP-glucuronosyltransferase 2A2-like. Gene Ontology annotation, molecular function: glucuronosyltransferase activity. Bases 30 to 1628 code for a protein of 532 amino acids. The transcript is spliced from 6 exons. NCBI's taxonomy places the organism in Eukaryota, Metazoa, Chordata, Actinopteri, Perciformes, Eleginopidae. The record is from RefSeq and is a predicted model, not a curated record.